AAUAGGCGGCUCCCGUGAGGGGACGCGUCCAUUUUGGCGCCAAGACAACUCCGUCCCAGCAGCCGUGUGGACAGACGCGCAGACAAGCGUCAGGGAGGGUCGGCCUGAGGACGCUGUUCUUGUUUUUACCUGUACAUUGACUUUUUUGGGCCGUACAGUGAUAUCUGGGAAGAAAUAGCGUUCGGUAGCAUAUGCCUAAGUUGAACCAGUUCGGUGAGCAGCCGACGAAUUGGAUUGUGCUCCGAGAGCAAGCAAGGGACGAGGUAGAACCCAGCGAGAACCAGGACAGGCGCACGGCGUUCGCAGCCAUCUUCUUCUUCUGGUGUUUCCCGCUUCUCGGAGUCCUCUUCGUCUACGUUCUUUACGUCCACCUCAAGUCAAUGGAGUCGAACCAAGCUACCAGGAGACCUCCGAUGGGAAGCCGCCAUCCUCUCGUCCGUAGCGGGUCCACCGCGGUCAGGCGCCCGUCGGUUCCUCCCCCGAGCCCUCCGCAGCGGCGCCGACAACGCCGCCGGCUCGGCUCGACAGGCAGCAGCGCCGGAGAGUCCACCUCCAGUCACUCCAGCUCCCACUUUAGCGCCGGAGAGGAGAGCGACAUGUACGAUAGGAUCAUGGCCCUGGAGGAGCAGGUGACCACCCUGACGGCUGAGCUGAAGCAGGCGCGGACGGUCCACCCCGCCAAACACAUCGUGCUGAGGAUGAUGAACGAGAAGGCGGCGGAGAUCGGCCGGCUGACGGGGCAGCUCGCCCUCAAGUCCGAGGACAACGUCCUGCUGCUCGAGGAGAACGAGUCACUCAAAGUCGAGAAUGAGGCUCUAAAAGUUCAACUGGUUGCGCUGCGGACUGCCUUAAGCGUCAUCCGGCCCAUCCCGGUGCACCGAGGCGAUCAGCAGACGGCAGCGGCGCGGAGAUCAGCCUACUUCCGAUCACAGAGCGCUCCCGACCCGGUGGAAAGCCACGAAGACCAGCAGACGGCAGCAGCGGUUCGAAGGGCGGCGUACAGCCGAUCAAAAAGUGCUCCCACUCCCAGUCCUACAUCCAGCCAAGAUGACGUCUUCCUCCCGUCGGUGUGUGAGCUGGACGAGAUCGACUCUGCGGAAACAAGACGGCAGCGCCUUACCAAGCAGAACUCUCAAAGGAGGGGCUCCUCCAUCAAGAAAAUGUUUCGGAAGUUUCGGAGAAUGAGUAGCUACCAUGGCAGUGCCACGAGUAAAAACGGUUAAGAAUAGAAAAUGUGAAACAGCUACUUAAAAAAGUUUGAAUGUUUGUGACCAAAUGUACGAAAGACAUACCAUGACAAUCGGUCGGUCCCUAUGUAGAAUGCGUAGAAUACGUAAACGUGUUCUUCAUAUGUAACCUCAAAGCAUGCUUGGUAGUAAGAGACGGUGUGAAUGCAGUGCUUAGACAUAGAAGAGUCACAAACAACUGCAUUUUUGAUGCCGGGUUUAUCAUUUCUUGAUUCAAUACUUUUUUUCGUCGGAUUGAUAAUUGUAAAUUCGGAAAUACUUUGGUGCUAAUCAAUUUAUAGAGUUUUAUUUUUGAAUCAAUUCCAAUGUAUUGUGUCAAAAUUUGUAUCAUCAAUUGAAUCUUUAUGUAAUUCUAAUGAAUUGGACUAAAUGCACUGUUAUGUAACCAGCUUUUCGGGAUAAGAUCAGACGUAAUCAUGUCAUACAAAAUCUACGCUGCUUGCAUCUUGUUGUGGCAAUUACAUGUCUGUUUAUCCAA
Molecule: messenger RNA, 1725 nt
Organism: Branchiostoma floridae (Florida lancelet)
Lineage: Eukaryota; Metazoa; Chordata; Leptocardii; Amphioxiformes; Branchiostomatidae
Exons: 3
Coding region: 192-1223 (343 amino acids)
Source: RefSeq, a predicted model, not a curated record